AUGUUGGUUGCACACAGUUUUGAUUUAUGGCAAAAGGAUACUUUCUUUUCUGCAGCAGAGGAGGUCCAACAAUCUGCCGAUAUAAUGGAAUCUGCUUACAGAACAUGGCUCAGAGCAAGGAAAGAAGGGGAGGCAGCUCAAAAUUUAGAUGAACGUAGUAGAGAACUUCAAAUGGCUUUAGGCACUGCAAAAUGGCAGUUGGAAGAGUUUGAAAGGGCUGUUAGACUGAGCUACAGAAAUCAUGCUGAUGAUGUUACGAAGACCAGACACAGGCAAUUUGUUUCUGUUAUAGAAGAUCAAAUUUCCCGUGUCGAAGCAGCAUUAAAAGAAUCAUAUACUGUGGAUAGAAACCAACCUUUUAGCUGGAUAAACUUGGAUGAAGAAGAACGUGACGACUUAGCUUUGUUUCUUUCUGGAACUCCUGAUAACCCAAGUACGAAGCUUGCAGAACCGGCAACUAGUCCUUUUAAAGAGAAAAACCAUACAAGAAAAGACGUUGGAAUCGACUCUGAAGUUGGUUUCAAGGCACAAAUUCCAAUUAAGACAAAGGGUUUUGAAGAAAUUUUCACAAGUAAUGUGGAAGCCAACUGCUUCACAGAGCCAGAAGAGGAAGAAAUUCCCGAGGCAAGGGAUGAACCUAGUUCUCGAAGAGCACGGAAUUUGCCAGGAGUGAGUGCUUUGGAGAUUGUAAUUGAUAAUGACAACGAACAGAGGAAUGCAUUGGUUGAAGCAACACCCAAAGAGAAGGGUUCCAAACCUUAUUUUUGGAGAUCAAGGUGUGAAGACCAUCCUCAAGCAAAGGGAGGAGUGUUAACUUACACCCAUCUGAAGAUGAUCAACUGCAUAAAUCAGCUGUUCAAACGAACUCCGAGAAGUCAGAGGCAACAACAAAUUUCUCCAACGUUGCCUGUCAAUUCCAUUCGAUUCAUACUUGCUUUGAUGCUAACCAUUUUCUUAGUUGUACCUUUCCUUGAACCAGAGAAAAGGAUGUGGUUUCGUGUUGAUGAUGGAGAAAUCUUCUGA
Molecule: messenger RNA, 1023 nt
Organism: Fraxinus pennsylvanica
Lineage: Eukaryota; Viridiplantae; Streptophyta; Magnoliopsida; Lamiales; Oleaceae
Source: the annotation of a GenBank genome assembly